Molecule: messenger RNA, 5370 nt
Organism: Biomphalaria glabrata
Lineage: Eukaryota; Metazoa; Mollusca; Gastropoda; Planorbidae
Exons: 7
Coding region: 691-2214 (507 amino acids)
Source: RefSeq, a predicted model, not a curated record
UAUGGUAAAUGAAAUUUGUUUUUGAUUGUCUUUCUAAAUUUUUUGUUUUAACAUUUGUAAAUUGUGACUUAGUGUUUAUUUUUUAUUAUUAGAUACAGUUGUAUUGCAAGAUUUUUAAAACUAGCAAUUUAUUUAAUGUAGCAUUAUAUUACUUACUUACUUACUUAAUCCUGUGUACUCCCAGGAGAGCAUAGGGCCGCAACCACACCUCUCCACUGAACUCGGUUCUGAGCAGCUUUCUUCAUCUGCUCCCAUGUCAUUCCAGUACCCUCAGCUUCACUGAUGACUGACCUCUUCCAGGUUUGCUUGGGUCUGCCCACUUUCCUCUUUCCUUGUGGGUUCCAGUCAAAUGCCUGGUAGCUGGUUUUCGCAGGGUGUGUCCUAUCCAGCUUCAUUUUCGUUUUGUGAUGUCUUGAGCUAUGGGCUUUUGUCUAGUUCUCUCCCACAAAUCGAUAGUAGUUAGUAGCAUUAUAUUAAGUAUAUCAAUAAUUUCCUUUUUUUAUAUUAAAAGUUAGUUGUUUUUUUAGAUUAUAGUCUUUUAAUGCAGACAAGACUAUAGGUAAUGGUAAAUUUAUUUUAAACAAGCUUUAAUGUUUCACCUUUAUCCAACUGCAGCUUUAAUUUUUGUAAUUUUUUUCUGUUGUGUAAGAGAUUGCAUUUUAAAUUUCAGUACAUCAGUGAACAAAUGUAAUGGAUGUGACACAGAUGGAAACAUUCAUGUUUUUUUCCAUUGGCAUUUCCUUUAUUGUUGCUUGUCAAAGAAAACAAGACUUGCCAUUAACUACACAAACGAUUAAAAAUGUCACAGCAACUUCUGCUACGGUAGAUGACAAUAUCAGUGUGUUUCCAAUAACAUUAGCUCCAUCUCAACUAGAUCACUAUGAGCUGACUCUGAUGAAUUCAGGGCCUGUUGUAAUUGACUCAGCAAUUACUUUUAUGACUCAUUUAAGUAAAACUAACUUCAGCCAAGAAUCUGAAACAAAACUAUUUAUUUUUCAGUGGUUGAACAUGGCUGAUGCUCAGAAAUUACAAACUGUUAAUGCCUCUACCUCUGAGGUCUCAAUAACGUUUGAUAAUCAUAAAGUUUUACCUGGGGAAUAUACAAUGACUGUAGCAGCAUUUCCAAUUAAUGAUUCAGCCAAGAUGGUUGCCUACAAAACAACAAAGUUUGUUUUAACAGAAAAAUUGAAUGGGGAUUUAAUCUUAAAACAACACCUGGAUUACCAGAGAUACCCUGCAGUAUUUUCUACUAAAGAGAUUCUAACAGCAGCAGGAGACUUGCAUGACAUAUUCCUUGGUUACAGAAAAGAAAGCUUUAAUUAUUGCUGGUACAAAAAUGGAUUAUUAAUUUCACCUGAAAAAAUCUUAAGAUACAAUGUGACCAAGUCAGAGAGUUUUACCUUGACUUUAUUCAUUGGGCUAAAUUUUAAUUCAAGCCCCAAAAGUAACUUUUGUAAUGACAGUCUUACAAGGUCAAGGCAACUAGCAGAGGUGGAUAAUAUGAAAAGUUAUAAACUGUCAAAGUAUAAUGCUGCAGAUGUGAAAUGUGUUUUUUCUAAAUGUGGAAAAUUUGAGCAAUUUCUAAUUUUGAAAAAUGCUUUACAUUCCUGUGAUAUCAGAAGAGUUGGAUUUGAAUCUUGGGACAAGGGAAUAGCUCUAGGCAAACCAACUGUCUUUAACAUCACAUGUUUAGGAAGCUCACCUUCUGCUGUUUGUUUUAAUAUUACUGCUGUGAACAGUUCAGUUCCAAGCUCAAAUGUAUGUUCACCACAAGUCUUUUUGAACACUCUAAAUCACCUGGAAACAAUCCAUCUCUUUAAUGUCAGUUGGAUUGAUGUUCAUGUUUUCAUCUAUAAUGAUGUUAGUCGCAUUCAUUUAGUGGAAACAUUUUACAUAUAUGAUUCAGAUGCCCAAAAUUUGCCAGCAUUAGUAUUUCCAAUUGUAUUUGGAAUUUUUGGAAUACUUGUUAUUUUAGUUGGAGUUGCUUACAUAAUGAAAAUACGCAAAAAGCCUUAUGUGGAAGUUGCUGAUUUUGAUUUUCAUCCUGGUUUAACAGAAAAUCAGCCAAAUGGAAACAGUAAAUUAUCUGUUAUUUUCAACACAAUCAAAAACUUAUUUUCAAGAAAUAAACAUGUUUCUAACCAAAGAACUUCUAAGAAUGAUGAUUCAACCAGACCACUGAGAAGAGAAUCCAAUUGUUAUGAUAGUUUAUAAUUUUAUUUAAUCUUGGAAGUCAACUAAUAUUUUAUGAUAGGCUUUAUGUUGACUUUGAAGAAGAAUCACUCUGGUGGAUCAAAUUAAUAUUUUUUAAUGUGGAGUUUAAUGUUGCCAUUCAACUUGCCAAACAAGUUUAAACUUCCCUAAUUUGGCUAACCAAAGUUGUUGAAAUACAUUAACAAUUCAUUAUCAGGAAAUGUGAUAUUUUUUCCAUUAUUAUUUUUAUACACUUUGUCACUACUUUAUAACCCUAAGGAAGUGUAUAUAGCAUACUGUGCUCAACUUUAAGACAUUAAUUCAUACUUUAAGCCUAAAAACAUAUUGCAUGUAUAUAUUUUUUACAAAGAAUAUUCAGGUUGAUUUCUUUCACUUUAAUUUCAAAGAUAAUUUUUGUAAAUUGUGAUAUUUAUUCCAUUUUUUAACAAAACAAUUUCAUAAUGCAAAUAAUAAAAUUUGAUCCUUUGACUAAAGCUGGUGAGUAAACAAAGACUUUACUGUAGAUUUUAAAAUGAGAACAUAAGUGUUGACAUCCUAUAUGAAACUCAAAAUGAAGGUUCUAAAAGCUCUAACUCCUCUUUCAAAAGCCUGCAAUAAAAGAAAACACUGCUGUAGCAUAUGCGUUUCCAUGUAGUUAAAAAUUGUAUGGUUUUCUUGUUAUUGGUAUUCAGCAAGCCUGGGUCAGGCUCAAAGAAAAGGAGACUUUUUCUUCUUACAGUCUAAAGUCAACUAAUAUUUUAUGAUAGGCUUUAUGUUGACUUUGAAGAAGAAUCACUCUGGUGAUUCAAAUUAAUAUUUUUUAAUCUGGAGUAAUGUUGCCAUUUAACAAUUUUUAAUUUUGGCCUGAACCAUGUAUAAUAGGAAUCAGUAGGGCAGUGGACGACUGUAACUUGUUUAGGUUUAGAUAGCCUCCAUCAUGACCAGGUUUGGUCAGGGCACCAAUACUCUAUACUGUUUUUUUUUUUGGGGGGGGGGGGGGGGGGGGGGAAUUAUUCCAGCACUCAAACCACUUAUUUUUUUAUUUUUUUUAAGCUCAUUUAAACUAACAGUAUCGCCAAAUUCAAUUUUUGUUAGCGUUUUAAAAAUGCUAAUCAUUUCAGUGUUGGCAAAUGUUAGUGAGGCCAUGUUCAGUGUAUCAAGUGCAUUGAAAAUGAAAUGUAACUUUAUGAAAACAAAUACUAUGAUGAUUCAUGAAAUUUUUUUAAACAUACAAGGACAAAAAUUUAUAACUAAGUUUCAGAAUAUAAACUCAACAAAAUUUUGAGUUCAAAUGGUUUCAAUUCUUUCUGAGUUACACAAGUCCAACCUCAUUUUUCAGAUUGAACAUUCGAAAAAGAAAUCCAAGAUUAAUUAGUUGGAAAAUUAGUUGCAAUAAUCAAAUAUUUCACUAUGAAAUACAAUGACAAACACAGUAUGGAAAAUAAAAUGCUUAAAAACAAAUAGUUUUCAUUGUUUUAAAAAAACAAAAAGAGCUCAGUUUAAUUAAUUCUCAGAAAGUGUUUUAGCUGUUGAAAGUGCAAGUUAGUUUUUUAAUUCUUUAAAGAAUUAUGUCUAUUCAGCUGUUGUAAUAUCCUAAAAAAAUGUUAUUUUUGUAGUUAAUGUAUGCAUUUUCAAAAUGUUUUCAUAUUAAUGUUUAAAAUUUUCAUUGCCAUAUGAUUGAUUUAGCUACCUUUCUAGUAGACUUCUAUUUCUAGCCAGCUUGUGGUUGCUGAGUUGUAGGCUCUUUACAGUCUGUGCCUGUUUUUUUCAGUUGUUCAGCACUGCCAUACUGAGUAUUGGUUAUGUUGGACUGUAGUAGUAGUAGGGUCUGCUUACGGUGCAUUAAAAUGGGACAUUCAAAGAGUAUUCUAGUUAACAAUGUGAUACUUAUUGUUGUAUGUAAAACAGAAUGUAAGCUACAAUAGUUUCACACAUUUUUUACCCUGAAUAGCUUUAGCACACAUACAAUUUGUGACAUAAAAUGAAACUGGGUAGAAUAGGCACAAUAAUGUUUUUUGUUAAUAUGAUGAAGUGAAAACUUCUAAGAGUAAUUACACUGAUAUUCUAUUUGCCUGUAUUUUAUGGCAUAUGUUGUUACUGAUUACAUUUAAUUUCAUCUAAGUUGUUAGAAGUUACUGACACCAUUUCAUUUGUGAAUUUCAAAUUUAAUAUUUUGCACACACACAUUUACAUAUUAAUUUUUUUUAAAACUAAGAAACAGGACAUUUGCAAUGAGACAGUGGGUGGCAAUUCUCCACAGCCACAAUACAAAAGAUCCACAAUUGUUUUAGUCAGUCUUUCCAUCACACUUAGAUCUUGAAAACAAAAAGUGCUCUUAAAUUUUUCAUAGCAUUCAUUAUGUUUGAAUAGGUUUAAGGGCUACUUUUGGUACUCUAAAAUUUUAACAGCUGUAUUGGAUCUAAAUUAUUUACAAUUAAAAAAGAAAUGACAAAGAUCUUCCCUCAACAUAUGCUAAUGAUUAAGCUAAUGUUUGUGAAUAUGAUAUGGCCAACUAAGAUUUCUUGAAAGGUACAUCUAAACAAAUUUGAAAGUUGAGCAGGAUGAAUAUAGACUUGUUUUUCUUAUAAAUUACUUGUUAAUUUGUUGUUUUUAGAUUGCUGUCUACCAUUAAUAUAAUACAACGAUUAAAGCCUUUGGGGAAGAGUUGUGUCAAUAUUUUGUGACAACAGCAAAAAUAUUUCUAACAAAUUCCAGUUUGUUAAUAUUUGCAAAUAUAUUUCAGCUCAUAACAGCAUUAGGUUUCUCCCCUUUUAGUUUAUUCUAGGAAAUAUGGAUUACUCAUUCUCCAAGCAUUGGAGCUGAUUUUUGAUAGAACCUUGUUGAAACCCAAAUCCAUGCACUAUAAUUGUGCCCUGCACAUUCCAAUAUUUUAGUCUCACUCAUUUAAAACGGUAACGCUUGAACACAAUGUAAAUAUAUAAUAUCUGUUGUCUAUAGAGUUCAGCUGCAGGAAUGUCAGACUGAAAGGUUUUAAUGUAAAUACAACAUUGUUGCAACAAUUAACUUUUGAAUGUGCAAUGCUCUCUUUUGUAUUUUUGAUAUUAUUGAUUCAGCUGUAGAGAUAUCAGACUGAACACAUCAAUGUUAUUGUUUUGUUUUUGUUAAAUAAGGUAAACUUUUCUACCUAAUCCAAUUAUACAAAUUGUUUUAUAUAAA